AUGGCUCUAAUUCGGCUGCUAGCCCUGUCUUGGCUUGGCAGGGCCAGAGCCGCUGAUGAGGAUGACGAGAAGUUGGACACCGCGGAGUCCUGCUGGGUGGAAGACCCUUUGGGCAGCCAAAGCAACUGGGCAAAGCACUGCUGCAGGCCGAAGCCUUGCGGCCAAAGUAAGUGCUGGGUCCCGCCGAUGUACACCUACGAGUUCUGCUGUGAUGAGGAUGCCUGCCGGAAUCUUGCCGUGGAGGAGGUGAAGCGUGCUCUGGAUCUGACAGUCGAGUCCUUGCCCAACGAGAACGCGUCGUUGCUGGCCUUCCGAGCUGCGCCGCAGGCAUUCAGAAAGAUGCGGAGGCUGCAAGUGGAGCUUUCCGCUGCCGACCAGGCAUGUACCUGCGGCAUUGCCUUCGCAGUUGCAACGCUGCUCUGGUAUCCUGAGGACAGCGCAGCUUUGGAAUUGGCGAUCAAGCCAAGGUGGUUCCUGGAGGGCGUGGAUUGGGGUCGUUUCGUGGAAGAGGGCUGGAGCGGCAUCUUCAAGUGGCUGGACCGCUUCCCACGUGUUGAAGGCAAAGCGGCCGAGAAUGUUGUGCAUUCUUUGCAUGAGGAAUUCGAAGACCUUGCCGAGCGCCGGCAAUCACUUCUCAAAGUCGUCAGGCAUGAACAAGACGAGGCUCGUCGUAGAUGGGAGAGGGAGUCCAAGGCUUCUGGUGACCUGUCAAUCUCGGACGUGAUUCGCGAGCUCCGGGAGCAAGGCGUUUUCCAGCGCGUUUGGCGUCACGUCAUGGUAGACCUGGCCUGGCGGCAAAAGGGUCAGAAGUGCGCGGUUGGGCAAGGGACGGAGAGUCCGUCGGGAAGGUGGCUGGCUUGUGAGCCCUGGGAAUACCACCUGACCGCCAACUUCUCCUCGGUGUUGCCGUCAGAACGAGACGGUCCAGGAAUCCCAGGAGGCCUGGGAGACCUGGGCAAGUCGAACGUCGCAGUUUGUGUCUUGGGAGCUCCCCGCACGGUAGUGAAGACCUACGAAAGCAUUCGCGAGAAGGUCAUUGAAACCCUGAAAGGGGAUGCAUUCAUCUAUGUGCCGUUCUCUGGCACUUUCACGCCCGCGUUGGAGGAGGACCUGAGGGCUCUGGGCCCUGCAGUCACUGCCAUCGUUGUUCCAGACGUCGACCGCAGCACCUUCGAGGAGCGGACUCAGAGAGAAUUCUACGAUCCUAGGUUGUGGAUGCUCUACUCAAAGGCGAAUGGGCCAUGGAGGGCCCCGUUGUUUCGCCAAAUGGGCAGCAGCAUGUGGGGAUAUCACAACCAACAUUGCUGCCGGAGGAUGGUGGAGUCCUUCGAGCAGCAGAGAGGUUGGGAAUAUGAGUGGGUCGUCUUUGCGAGGGCAGAGAUGGUCUGGGUACAUUAUCAUCCACCGAUCGAGGUCCUCAGCCCGAACUACGUGUACAUACCGAUGGGCCAGGACAACAGCUUCUACAACUUCAAUGACUUGAAAGGCGUUAAUGACAGGCAUGCCGUGGUGCCUAGACGUUGGUUCAAAUCCUAUUUCAACCGCUGGGAAUGCCUGCUCAACGGCAACGCCUGGAAAUACUUGGCCAAAGUUGCCAAGGCAGGCUACAUGAUCAACACGGAGCAGUACCUCUGGCUCCACCUGCAAGCUGAAGGAGUGCAGGUUAGACGAUUCCCACCGGUGUCCUUUCUGUCGCAUUGCACCGAGGGUCCCCAGUGCCAGCAUCUCUACAAAGGCACCGACCUGGGCAAGGUGCGAUGGACACAGACAGCAAAGUAUUGGACCGAGAUGCUGGAGUCGCGGCGGACAAUUGUGGAUGACUUCCACUAUGUCAAGAGGCCAGAGAAAGGCUGGAUCUGGUUCCGCCAGUGGCCGCCCGUUCCUUUGUUUUGGGGGGCCAUCACCAAGAAGCAGUUCGAAAAACCGUUGGAGGAUGUUGAACCGCAGGAGCAGGUCGGCGCCGACCUUGCGUGCGGCCUGUCGAAGCACGGUCCAAUCUCAAGUCUGCGUUGGGUGUUUUUCCUACGCUGUGAGUGCCACGCAUAG
Messenger RNA from Symbiodinium sp. CCMP2456, 2046 nucleotides. The record is from the annotation of a GenBank genome assembly. NCBI's taxonomy places the organism in Eukaryota, Dinophyceae, Suessiales, Symbiodiniaceae.